AUGAUAAUGGACAUGUUCCAGGAUGGGAUCCUGGUGGGGGCACCGGGGGCCUACGACUGGAAUGGAGCCGUCCUGAAGGAGACCCGACAGGGGAAGGUGGUUCCACCCAAGUCCUCCUACUCACAGGAAUUCCCAGAGGAGCUGAAGAACCAUGGCGCCUACCUAGGGUACACAGUAACAUCGGUGGUGUCGGCCAGGAAUGGUCGACUGUAUGUGGCAGGGGCACCGCGGUUCAACCAUACUGGCAAGGUCAUCAUCUUCACCCUGAAGAACACUGGCAACCUCACCAUCCUGCACUCCCUCAAAGGACAACAGAUUGGGUCGUACUAUGGGAGUGAGAUCUCCCCGGUGGAUAUAGAUGGUGACGGAGUAACAGACAACCUACUGGUGGCAGCGCCCAUGUUCUUCAGUGGAGGCUGGGAGAAGGGCAAGGUGUACAUCUACAGAGUGACUGAGCUGAAUCGUUUCGUUCUGGAGGGAGCGUUGGAGAUCCAGGACCGUGGUCAGAACGCUCGGUUCGGCUCCUCGCUGGCCCCGGUCCCUGACCUGAACGGGGACGGCUUCAACGACGUGGUGGUGGGGGCCCCGCUGGAGGACGACCAUAGAGGAGCUAUCUACGUCUUCUUCAGCCAACGCAACAGGAUUCUGCGGAAAUACAAACAGAGGAUAGCUGCGUUAGACAUGGCCAGUGGCCUGCGCUACUUUGGCCGUAGUAUCCAUGGCAGUAUGGACAUGGACGAGGAUGGGCUGGUGGACUUGGCCGUGGGCUCCCUGGGGGCAGCCGUGCUUCUAUGGUCUCGCAGUGUCGUCCGAAUUCACGCCAACAUCAGGUUUGAACCCAGCAAGAUCAACAUCUUUGUGAAGGACUGUGAGAGGGGAGGCAAGGACGUGACCUGCAUGUCAGCCGUAGUGUGUCUAAACGUCACCGCCCGGACAGCCAUAACUCCUACACAGGAAGUGGCGAUCACUUACAACACCACCAUUGGGGAGCGCCGAUUCAACCCCAGAGCCAUAAUGGAGGACCCUGAUAAACUGCUGUUUCAAAACCUGACCCUGCUUUCUGGAGAGGAGACCUGUCAACACAUCCACUUCCAUGUCAUGGAGACCACGGACUACGAGAGGCCCAUCGUGUUCACUGUGGCGGUGGCACUGCAGCAUCCCGACCAGGGCCCUGCGCUGGACGACACCUGGCCCACCACCGUCAGGACUGAGCUUCCCUUCUGGAAUGGCUGUGAUGAGGACGACCGCUGUAUACCAGGCCUGUCCUUACAGAGUACAACUGACCUGCUGUCUUGGAGGCAGUUCUGUGGGAAUGCAGUCCACUCCAGGGGUGCGAUGUGUCGACGUCUGUCCGAAGGAGGGGCGGAGGGGUCAGAGCGAGUGAUGGAGGGAUCGAGGAGGAGGAUGGUGGUGGACGUUCGUCUGGAGAACAGGGGAGAAAACGCCUACGGAGCCCGCCUCAACAUCACCUACACUCCUAACCUACGAUUCUCUAGUCUCAUAGUCAAGCACAACUCAGAUAUCAAGAUAGAGUGUCAUAGUGAAGACAGACAGAGGCAUGAGAAGACCUGCAACGUCAGCGCUCCCUUCAUGAGAGCCAAGACUCAGGUAUCUUUCCGCCUGGAGUUUGAGUUCAGCCGAUCAGUGUUCCUGGACCACGUACGAGUCAUUCUAGAAGCCAGCAGUGACGGAGAGGAGGUUACCUUAGAAGACAAUUUCAACGACAUCUUUCACCCGCUGAAAUACGAGGCUGACCUCCUAUUUACAAGGGACUCCAACCCCUCUGGCUGUGAGAUCAAAGCAGACCUCUCCCUGGAGAUACCGGGAAAUAUUGGUCCUCCAUUCAACUUCACCUUCCAGAUUCAGAAUCUGGGCUUCUUUCCCGUGAGGGACCUGCAGUUGAAUAUAGAAAUUCCAGAGAUGACCAAAAACGGGAACCAGCUGUUGCAGAUAUCGGACUUCCAUAUUGACAAGACAGAUGGUACCCGCUGCAUACCCCCUCAACAUGUGGCACAGAGCAGGGCGUCCCCAGAAGACCUCUCUCGAGUCUCACGCCUGAACCAGUCCAAUACUCUGCCUCUGCCGGUCCAAUGCACUGUCAACCUGAACCCCUACAAGGAAGUCAGCGUCAGAAUCAGGGGGGCAUUACGGUUGGACGCCUUGCAUGCUCUGAGGUUCAAAGUCCUGGAACUGGUGACGAGUGCAUCAGUAGAACUUCCACCUUCAAGCCCCAUGUUUCUUCAUGAAGAAAGGCCUGUCAGACAUAUAAUCCUGGAGAUUAGGAAAGAAGGGGAUUACAGAAUCUCAAUCUGGAUUAUCAUUGGGAGCACGCUGGGAGGGUUGUUGCUGCUGUCCCUGCUCAGCCUAGCUCUAUGGAAGCUUGGCUUCUUCCAGAGGCAGAAGAGGAGAGAAGAGGAUGAGCAGGAGACCAAUGGAAAGGUGGCAGAGGAGCGGUAACUAACGCAGGCGAGGGACCAGCCAUCACACACACACAGGGGACCCAAAACUCAGGGACUGCCCCAUCCCCCCCGACACUACAGUGGUACAGUCCAGAAGGCUCUGCAAGAUGAGACCGUCAGAUCAAGACCUGCUCAGUGCACUGGAUGACCAACUGUACCUGUAUGACCCAUGAGACGUUAGCACUACCAACCAUAAUGCCCCGCCCUCCACUAUAAUGCCCUGCCCUCCACUGUACUGCUGAGACUACUGGACCCUCCUGGGUGCCUGGUUACCCAUACCCACCUCUGACCUCUACCCUUUAGCUAGACACCCUUCCCCAUGGUUACCCACCUCUAACCUCCACCCACACUGCCCCUGGUUACCCACCUCUAACCUCUACCCUGUAUCUAGGCUAUGGCACCCUUCCUCCUGACCACAUUGAAGAGCGAUGGAGAGAUAUUUUGGUUGAUGAGUCCAUUCCUAUUGGUGUAAUAAUGACUAACUUAGAAAGGGCUGUAGUUAUAAUCAGACAAUGAUUCUGAGGCAAGCAGCUUAAAUUUGAUUCACCUUGGUAGGCUUUGUUUUGAGAUAACUGUACACUGUACAAGAAAAAACCUCAAGGUGCUGUGCCAACUGCAGGCGGCUAUAUUGGCCUACUAUGGCCUACUGCGCUGACAUGUACAGUACAUACUUCUGGAGAGAAACACAAAGACCAAGAAGUUGGCGGCAUGUGCCAGUAGAUGUAACUCUACCCAAGUGACUUUUAGAGAAUGGUGUUGUGAACUGAACAUCUCCAAGGCUCCAGGACAACAACUGUCAACAUUCAAGAAACUCUCUGGAGCUUUUGUUUCCAAAGAACUUGGGCAGAGAACUGAUUUUUGGAAGUCCCAAGACAAUACCUUCUGUCCCCUCCUCUCAUACUAGUCCUACAGUAUCUCCAUUGGAGGAAAAUACACGGAAUAAAUUCAUAAUUUUGAUGCACUUUUACUUUGUAGAAAUACAAACUUGAAUUUUGUAAAUAGUCAAGUAUCUUUUUAUACAUAACCAAGUCUAAUAUUGUGAUUUUCCAGUAUUCCCCAGAAGGAUUGUGGCAUUAUCCUAUUACUCCAGAGACAUGGCAAACGAGUUUAUCCUACGAGACAAAUACAAAUCGGUUUUCUGACAUGCUUUGCACCACAACAAAUAGCCUUUGAAAAAAGGAUAUGCAUAGAACUAUUCUCCAUCCACAACAUGCACCUGUUCUGAGCGUGCUGUUGAAGACCGACUUAUUCAGGAUUUCAACAAAAUGGCGGUCUAUCAUGUAAUGUUACAUGAUCUAAUGAGGAUCGGACCAUUGGUGUUUAGUGCGUCUAUGUCCAAAUUAAUCAUUUUCAAACGUUUUUUUGUCAAUGAAAUCCCUUUUGUUUAUUCAUGAAUGUCAGUGUCCAACCCAUGUGGCUGAGGUAUAAAACAAUACAUCCAGAAUAAAAUA
Salvelinus namaycush (lake trout) is the source of this 3910-nucleotide messenger RNA. Its product is annotated as integrin alpha-11-like. Gene Ontology annotation, cellular component: integrin complex; external side of plasma membrane. The record is from RefSeq and is a predicted model, not a curated record. The transcript has 20 exons. Gene Ontology annotation, molecular function: integrin binding. Gene Ontology annotation, biological process: cell-matrix adhesion; cell-cell adhesion; integrin-mediated signaling pathway. The coding region runs from base 1 to 2457 and encodes 818 amino acids. Lineage: Eukaryota; Metazoa; Chordata; Actinopteri; Salmoniformes; Salmonidae.